AUAUGGAUCAUCUACUAAUGACUCGCAGGAUGGAGAGGAGCGGAAGGAUAUGUAUGAUGAAGGUGGUAAAAUUAGGGAAGCAACCCUAUGGUCAGUAUCUAAAACGGCUGAAAAGAAGUUGAAGUGGGUAUCUGCGAUUAAGGGAUAUCAAAUCAAGGAUCCAAAGCCUAUAUUAUGGGCUGUUUCAGAUGAUAAGUACAUUGUAUUUAAGACAAACUAUUUUUAUUACAAUUUUGAAUUAUUCGAUGCGAAAGGGAUACACAAAGAUCUUUUCUUUCCUAACGCUCACAAUUUAGUAAACCAACUAGCUUUCGUCCCAAAUGGCGAUCACAACGAUUUAGUAGUUGCUCUAACCGAACCUAUGCAUCAGAUAUAUGUAUUCAAACUAAAAAAUAGAGAAUGGAUUUUAUAUAAUAAAUUUGAAUUAUCAUAUUUUUGCGAUGCCACCAUUACUGAUGAAGGAAAAUUGAUAUUAUUCGAUGAUAAGAUAUUUCAAUUAACUAAAUGGAAUAUUAGAACAUCAGCGUUUGAAACAAAUUUUAUGAUUGAUUGGUGUUAUAAAGUUAGUCUUGUAGAAUUAAAUCAGGGUGGUGAACUUUUGGCUGUUUAUGCUGUUUAUUUACAGGAUGAAACACCAAAGAAAUCUAGACUUUACAUUUAUUCCCUAAAAAGUGGGAUUAAUAUGGCUUAUCAUGAUUAUGACGAAAGAAUAGUUGUAGACAGCAUCUACUUUAUUGCUUAUGAAGUUGGAGAACGUCUACUUAUUAAAUCACACAAUCAGUUUAACAAAGAACGAUAUAUUGACUUAAUGGAUCCAUAUACUCUUAAAAACCUGCUAUAUGUACUUUCUGAUUGUGUAUAUAUUGCAAACAUGAUUAAGGAUGAAUUAAAAGGAAAAUAUUUCAAUGGAUCAGAAGUUCCAACAGAGGAAAACAACGAAUAUAAAUUCUCAGGUAGCUUUUUGAGAUGGAAUUUAAUUUACAAAAAACAUAAUAAUAGACCUGGUUUUUUGAUUGAAAUCGAAGCCGAAAUAUUUGAUCAAAAUAAUAGUUCUUGGAGGCCAGUGGAAGGAGAAUCCAAAAGAACCAUAAAUCCUAAUUUACAACCUCCAGAACACACGAAAAAAACUUAA
Messenger RNA from Dentiscutata erythropus, 1132 nucleotides. NCBI's taxonomy places the organism in Eukaryota, Fungi, Glomeromycota, Glomeromycetes, Diversisporales, Gigasporaceae. The record is from the annotation of a GenBank genome assembly.